Messenger RNA from Didymodactylos carnosus, 620 nucleotides. Lineage: Eukaryota; Metazoa; Rotifera; Eurotatoria; Philodinida; Philodinidae. The record is from the annotation of a GenBank genome assembly.
CCAGAGAGAGAGAGAGAGAGAUGAAGUCAGCUAUGCCUCUUUUAUUUCCUUUCUAAUUUGAACAGACUCAUUACAUAUUUUCCUUCUUCUGCUUCUUCAGAUAUUCUUCGUCAAUUAUCGUCAUAUUACGACCCAUAGUUGCUGGAAUACAUGCCCCAGUAUCAUUGAUUUCGAAAUUCUUGAACAAUCUCUUGGCACCAAUAUAUUUGAAAGCAGCUCAUGAAACAACGUUUACAAACAGUAUUUAUCUGAUAAGAAGAUUAGAAAACUAUGAAAGAAAUGGCUUUCUCAAACCAACGACCAAAUUCAUUACAAUGGAUGUUGAAAACAUGUAUACCAUGAUACCACGACAAGGUGCGCUAGACGCAUUAAUGCGAUUCUUAGAGAAACAUUCUAAAUAUCACAAAAUUGGCCCGUUUAAUAUAAAUUGUAUUAUGAAGAUGGCUCGUCUGAUCUUAGACAACAACUACUUCGCUUAUAAAAAUAAAUAUUACCGACAAGUUCGUGGUGGAGCCAUGGGUUCCGCAUUUACACAAGUCUUAGCCAAUAUCUAUAUGUUAGAAUGGGAAGAAGAUUUAAUUUAUCAUCAAACGUCCCAUUAUGAAAUCUAUGGAAGGUAG